Hibiscus syriacus is the source of this 687-nucleotide messenger RNA. RefSeq lists its product as uncharacterized. Gene Ontology annotation, molecular function: electron transfer activity. The coding region runs from base 145 to 561 and encodes 138 amino acids. The record is from RefSeq and is a predicted model, not a curated record. NCBI's taxonomy places the organism in Eukaryota, Viridiplantae, Streptophyta, Magnoliopsida, Malvales, Malvaceae. The transcript is spliced from 2 exons.
GGUAAUUUAGCUAAUGGGAAAAGAAUAUGUGAUUCUAGAGAACAAUACCAAUGAAGAAAAUGCCAUGUCUUUCCUAUUUAAGCUAUUAACUCCUCCUCCCAUUGCCAUCACUUCAAUUACCAAGCAACUAAAGAAACUUGAGAGAUGGCUUCUUCCGGUUUCAAUGCUGAACAAAUCAUCCUCUUGGUCGCGGUAGUCACCUCUCUUUCGACAUUCACUCAAGCCACAACGGUCGUCGUCGGAGGCUCCGAGAACUGGCGCUACGGCUACAACUACACCGAAUGGGCGGCCAACACCGCACCCUUCUACUUCCAUGACACCUUAGUGUUCAAAUAUGAUAACACAACAACUCACAGCGUUUACAUGAUGCCAAACUUGUGGAGUUACUUGCAAUGCGAUUUCGGUAAAGCAAAGCUUUUGGCCAAUACGACACAAGGGGAAGGUGAUGGCUUCCGAUUUGUGUUGAACCAGUGGAGGGUUUUCUACUUUGCUUCUGGUGAAGCCAAUGACUGCAAAGAUGGGCAGAUGAAGAUGGUUGUUGUUCCUUGGCCACGCUUUUAAAAUCAUAAUAUAACAAACGGAAGAUACACAGUGCUAUGAUCUGCAGUAAUAAAAUUGGCAAAUCAUUUGGGAGAGGCCAACUACAUUUAGUAUAAUAAACAAAGGGUUUGAACAUUAGGAAUAAAA